Messenger RNA from Vicia faba (fava bean), 750 nucleotides. The record is from the annotation of a GenBank genome assembly. Lineage: Eukaryota; Viridiplantae; Streptophyta; Magnoliopsida; Fabales; Fabaceae.
AUGGAUUCACAUAUUUUGGACAGGAAAAAAUUAGCAACCUUGGCAAGAAGCAAAAGGAAGCAAAUUAUCAAAGAUAGAAGAACAAAGAGGAACCGAGUUGAUGACAUCAGAAGUUCUGCCAAAAAUCAUUUCAGAACACCUCUAUCUAAUAUUAUCAAUUCAGUUUUGAAUUCGACGAAGCCGAAUUUCAAUUCAAUGCCAAUUGCAACUGUUCUUGAUAAUGCACAUAGAUUGAACACACCAACAUCUUCAUCAGGAAGCUCCAAAUCUAACAUUACUUUUAAUCAUUUGUCCCCACCAUAUUCGUCCGCGUCUGCAAGGAAGAGAAGGAUGAGAAUCAUUAGACAGAAGGCUAAUGUGUCAAGUAUACAUGAUGGCAACAUUGUCAACAAUAAUGGUGGUGAUGUGUUGAACCAUUCUGCACUAACUGAAAAUUCAUAUACGACUCUGUGUGCAAUAAAAUCCUCAUCGUAUAAUCAAAGAAAUCAUUUACCAUCUACUACAAAUGCUAACAUUUCUAUUACAAGUUCUAACAUUCAAAGUGAUGUGUCAGAUGAAGAAUGUUCGACAGAUGAAUAUUUCAGCGAUAAUUCAUGCGAAUUUAUAAAUAAAAAGGGUGACGAUGAGACAUUUUCAUGUUCAGAUGACGAUCAAUAUUAUGAUAACACUUCUACCCCGGUUUAUUGUCCCAACUCUGGUUAUUCAGACAUUGUUGAUCCUGCAAUUGAAUACACGCAUUGUGGAGCCUAA